AUGUUCGGCUUUCACGUCCCCAUCUACCAUGGUAAGGUGAAAGUAGACUAUGCGUGGACUUCCGAUUGGUCGGCACUUUUCACAAAAAUACUGUCAAAUUUGUUUGAACUGGAAAUCCAGCUGAAUGGCUCUUGGGCUCCAUACGAGCUUGCAUUUAGUCAGUUGGUGGACGAAGUUAUUCCCAAGCUACUUCCCGCACUCCAACAGCAAGGUCGUAUCCUCAAACCCUGUCUCGUACAUGGAAAUCUUUGCGAGGGCAACAUCGCAAGCAAUCUUGAUACAAAUGAGCCAGUGAUAUUUGGUGCGCGUGGCUUCUACGCGCACAAUGAAUAUGAACUGGAGUCUAAAUCUAUUAGGCACGAAAUUUUCAAUGACAUGUGCUACCUCAACUCCAAGUAUUGUUCAAGGCCAUAA
Messenger RNA from Aspergillus tanneri, 414 nucleotides. RefSeq lists its product as uncharacterized. Bases 1 to 414 code for a protein of 137 amino acids. The record is from RefSeq and is a predicted model, not a curated record. The transcript is spliced from 3 exons. Lineage: Eukaryota; Fungi; Ascomycota; Eurotiomycetes; Eurotiales; Aspergillaceae.